UUAACCCGUUACAUCCUUUUAUUUCCGGCUUUUCGUUUUAUCUGGUUGCAACACGGUGACUGGGGUCGGCAGUCCAGAAGAGAAACUGCGCGGGCUGCUACUGGGGGUUGGAUAACGCACCCGGGACUGUGUGCGUUGCUCUGGAGAGCAUUGGAUACUCCCGCUUAUGAUUUAUGGCCGUGAGAAGACCAAACGAAUGCCGCAAAAUGGUGGAUGUGUCUGCGACUCACUCUGCAGACACUAUAUUUGUUGGUCAGUUCAGGGUUCGAGACGGAUGGGUCAUCGGAACGGCAUGCAGAGACAGCGGUGCUUUCCCGGCGACUGCGUCGUUUCGCCGGAACGGGGAUGUCGCAACUGCGCAUGUCUUGAUGGUUAAGAAACAGAAACAGACAGGCUGGAUCAUUGGACGCCAGAACAUACUUGCCGUAGACGGUCGAUAAAUCUGAAUCACGCCUCUUGCGAGUUCAUCAGACGGUGUGCUCAAGCUCCAUUCAAAGGGCUCUCUCUCAGCCGAGCCGUAGAGGGGACUCGCGUGCGUAUCAACGCAUAAAAACACUAUUUUCACCACUGUUUCCUGCUCAGUUCGGGAUCAUGGCGGAGCCGGAGGCCAGCUGCGGCUUUGCGGCACCGAAAGAGGAUGAAGACGAGCAAGAGCCGUUCUGCACAGGAAAAUGCACAGCCGAAGCGCUUAUCGUUUUCUUCGUUUACACGUUGGUUGUCUUCGGCUGUACGCUUCUGACUAAAUUCGGCACCGGGAGCCUCGUCGUUACCGCCACAAUCCCUGUGGCCGUCCUUUUCUUCUUUGUUUUCUAUGUUUUCGGUCGUCAGAUACCUUCGAAACAGAUCGCCUACGUGGCACUCUCGACACUGGCCCUUGCAGUUCCACUCUCGUUGGUGCUGCCGGUGGUGAGGUCGGGAUGGAUGAUGGUCAUCCGCCUGCUGGACUUUGCCACGUAUCGCCCAGAUAAACCCUGGUUUGUGAGGCCAGGCUACCCUCUGUGGAGCUUCGUCGACACUUUCCUGUUGGAGGCAACCAUACAAGAGCUGAUCAAGUACGCGGUGAUCUACAAGGCGUUCUCAAAGAAGCUAAUUCAACGACCGGGCGAUGUAAUCGUGUACAGCGCCGUCGCCUCUUGCGUGAUUGCUACGGCUGACGUCGGCAUGCAAGCACUGAAAGUUGUGUCGUCGCUAAGGAACAUGCCUACCGUUGUCCUGAUCUCAGGACCGGUCACGGGGAGAGGACCCAGUCCACAUGGAUUGCCAGACCACCAAGCCGGUAUCCUGUGGUCCUUCACGUUGUACUACGCUGGGUUCAUUGUUCCAAUGCAAGUGGGCACCGGGUUCAUCCUUGCGUGCACCCUGGCUGGCAGAGAGCUUCUUCACCGAAGAAAAUCUUUUCUUCAGAUCAUCCGGUGGCCAAUUCUGCUACACGGGGCUCCAGUCUUCGCAAGCCAGAUCCUCAGACACAUUUCCCAUAACGAAGCACACCGCGUUCUUCAUGGCGCAGAUCCAGCGACUCUGACUUCUGCGGAGCUUUCGAGGCUGGGUUCAUUGACGGCCCUUUUGCAGUUCACUGUUUGUGCCUUGAUGGCGUUGGGCGUCUGUAUCACGUUUAUUCUGUCCAGGCUACUAUAUCUGAGGUUGGUGAGAACCCUUGGGACUCACUCGCUUCCGACAACCGCUCUGCCGGCAAAGACAGGCUUCCUCUUUUCGUGGCAAGAUGUGUUCGAAGCAGAAAACUGUUCCACGUGACUGCCACAUGAUAGCUCGUCUUCCAUCUUCUCGAGGCAGUUUCCGUAAGGAACGCUUGUCGCGUAGAAUGCAAUAUACACUCCGUGAGCGACUAGUGACGAUGCCGUGUUUUAGGUCCGUGUUCGCCAGCGCAGCCGAUUAGCUGUGGGGAGAUAUUGGCAUGUUUGCUAAACGCCAGCGCGAUACAAUAUAGUGAUACCGGUAAAUAUGCUUUUUAUGAAUGAUGCUCCGCGGACACAUCCACAAGUGUACAACUUUUGAAAUGCUCGACGGGCACUCCACGGGAGCGCCGCGCAGAUAAUCCCUCUCUAUACGGUG
Messenger RNA from Toxoplasma gondii ME49, 2070 nucleotides. RefSeq lists its product as hypothetical. The record is from RefSeq and is a predicted model, not a curated record. NCBI's taxonomy places the organism in Eukaryota, Apicomplexa, Conoidasida, Eucoccidiorida, Sarcocystidae. The coding region runs from base 592 to 1752 and encodes 386 amino acids. The transcript is spliced from 7 exons.